AUGACUUCCUCCCUCAAAAAACAACAAAAAAUUAUCUCUGGUUUAUCUGAAACCGUAAAACAUCUUGGUUAUGACAUUCGCGAAGUUCGAGAUGGGGUCGCAAGAAGUAGUAAUGCCGGAUCUGGCACGUCAAAAACGCCUCAAAAUUAUACUGGCACUAUUUCCGAUCUCUGGGAAGACAUUGAUAUCCUGUUCAAAGAAAAGAAAACACACGAAAAGCGGUCUAUGGCAAGGUUGUAUCCAAAGGUGGCCGAGGAAAUCCGGGAGCUUGCCAUCAAUCAUAAGAAGGGAAUAGCGAUCAGUGAUGCCACCGUUAGAAAUUUUCAUAAAAAAUUGACUAAAAAUCCGAAAGAAGAUACACUGAUUCGGCGCAGGCUUAUCCGUGCUGAAAAGAGAAAUAAAUUUUAG
This is a messenger RNA of Ambispora gerdemannii, 408 nucleotides long. Lineage: Eukaryota; Fungi; Glomeromycota; Glomeromycetes; Archaeosporales; Ambisporaceae. The record is from the annotation of a GenBank genome assembly.